CCCAUUCUCCCUCCCCUCCCACCAUCGCCACUCUUUCUAAUCAUCCCUCUUCGUCCAGUUAUAUAAUCCAGAACAAAAAAACCUUUCAGCUUCUCUUCCACCUUCUUUAUUUAACUCCUCUCCACCGUGGUUGCCACGGCUUCGCUAUAGGAUCAUUUGUCAUCAAGCAAACGAAAACUAAGAUGGCAGUUGGAGAGUGCUGCUACUUCCGUAUAAAACUCCUCCUCCUCCUCAUUUUAUUCCUCCAUAGAUCUUCCUUCCUCCUUGCCCACUCCAGCACUUCACUCCAAACCCCGCAAAGAGAGACCAUAGAAAUCGGCGUCGGCACCGGCUCUGGCAUCGGCGGCGGCGGCGGCGGCGGCGGUGGUGGUGGUGGCGGCAGAGACCCCCAGCCAUCUGACUUCCCCAACCCGAAGCAAUACUACGCCUACAUAGUAAUCCAGCGCUUCAAGAAGACCAUCACCUGCGACCCCAACAACGUGACCGGGACCUGGGUCGGCAACCUCCCCUGCACCUACCAAGGAUUCUACUGCGAGGCCCCGCCGGACUCCCCCAACACCCCGACCAUCGCCUCCGUCGACUUCAACGGCUUCCACCUCUGCGCCCCGACCAUCGCCGGCUUCAUCGACCAGCUCCCCGACCUCGCCCUUUUCCAUGCCAACUCCAACAACUUCACCGGCACCAUCCCCGAUCUCACCCCCCUCCAAUACUUCUACGAGCUCGACGUCAGCAACAACAACAUGUCCGGCUCCUUCCCCGGCAACGUCCUCCCCCUCGCCAACCUCACCUUCCUCGACCUCCGCUUCAACCUCUUCGCCGGCACCGUGCCUUCCUCCAUCUUCAAUAUCGCCCUCGACGUCCUUUUCCUCAACAACAACAACUUCAACCAACCCCUGCCUGCCAACCUCGGCUAUACGACGGUGGCCUAUUUAACCUUGGCCAACAACGGCUUCACCGGCCCCAUCCCGAAAUCCAUAUCCAAGGCCGGGAGCACUCUUCUCGAAGUGCUCUUCCUCAACAACCGGCUUUCAGGCUGCCUGCCGUAUGAGAUCGGAUUACUAAGUGAAGCGACCGUGUUCGACGCCGGAUUUAAUCAGAUAACCGGGCCGAUCCCGCUUUCCUUCGGAUGCCUGCAGAAGGUGGAGCAGCUGAACUUGGCCGGCAAUUUUCUCUACGGGAACGUGCCGGACGUCGUGUGCCGGCUUGCGAAGACGGGCCAGUUGGCCAACUUAUCGCUCUCGGGGAAUUACUUUACGUGGAUCGGGCACAGCUGCUGGGAACUGGUAAAGAGCGGGGUGCUGGACGUGCGGCAGAACUGCAUACCGGGCUUUCCCGAGCAGCGGCACCCGGCCGAAUGCUGGUGGUUCUUCGCGCAGCCCAAGCACUACUGCCCCUUCUUGCACUUCAUUCCGUGCGAGUGCCCCGUCCCGCCGGCAACGCCUCGGACGCCGGAGGCCAUGCAGCGGCAGGCGGAGGCUCCGCACCCGUACACGGCCUACAAGGCGCUUCACCGGCGGGAUGGCAACUAAUAUGGAUGCUCUGCUGGAAUUAUUUUCUCCAUUAUGAUCAUGGUUGUAUCCUUAAUUAACCGUCAAUAAGAAGAGAGAAUACGGCCAGGAAGCACCAGUUAAUGCGACCUAUUCUAUGAUUUGUUGUACUUAAUUUGAAGCCGUGACAGGUUUGUUGCCGUCUGUUUGUAUGCGAGGGGAAUUGUGGAAUGGAAAAGAAUGUUUGUGAUUUUAUGUGCUAGAAA
This is a messenger RNA of Phoenix dactylifera (date palm), 1753 nucleotides long. RefSeq lists its product as uncharacterized. NCBI's taxonomy places the organism in Eukaryota, Viridiplantae, Streptophyta, Magnoliopsida, Arecales, Arecaceae. Gene Ontology annotation, molecular function: protein binding. The record is from RefSeq and is a predicted model, not a curated record.